GAGGCCAAAGGCCACAGGCCUGGUCAGGAGCUGAGCUGGAGUCACACCCAGGUGUCCCUUCCCAGGACCAUUGGGACUCAACAUGGAUUGUGACAGUGGUGUCACACCCCCAUAAGAUUGCCAAAGCAACACCCCCUUGGAGCCCGACCAGCUCCCCAGAGUCAUGUUCCACAAAGCACCACCCUCCAGGCCACCCCACUGGAAGGGACCAGGGGACCCCCGUCCAGCCUGUCCCCAGUAGGAAGCCGGCCCCUCCCCCCGUCACCACCCAGGCAGCCGCCUAUCAGUCAGGGACCAGAGGACUUGCCCCUGUGACCUGCACGUGGCUCCUUCCCCCAGCCCUGGGCCCAAUGAGGGGCUGGAGGAGGUGGCCCUGAGGCAGCAGGUCCCCACCCUGCUGGCCUCUACUGCCCAGUCUCCUCCUGGCCUCUGCACAGCGCUGGCCUCGACUCUCAGCCACACAUGUCCAGCCUCCAGGAGCUGUGCUCGGGCCUGGCCCUGCGACCCCUGCCAGAGAACCGGGGACGCUGGCCUGGGGUGCCCCACGCCCCCGUCAGGACCCCUGGCCUCAGCCCUGCAGAAGAGCAGCUGGCCCUGAGGAACGCCCUGCGCUACUUCCCACCCGACAUCCAGAAGCUGCUGGCCCCAGAGUUCGCCCAGGAGCUCCGGCUGUACGGGCACAUCUACAUGUACCGCUUCUGCCCCACCAUUCAGAUGAGGGCCUACCCUCUCCAGCAGUACCCCAGUCGGACAAGAGCGGCCGCCGCCAUCAUGCACAUGAUCAUGAACAACCUAGACCCCGCCGUGGCUCAGUAUCCCCAGGAGCUGGUCACCUAUGGAGGAAAUGGACAAGUGUUCAGCAACUGGGCUCAGUUCUGGCUGACCAUGUCCUACUUGUCCAAGAUGACAGAGGAUCAAACGCUGGUCAUGUACAGCGGACACCCUCUGGGCCUCUUCCCCAGCAGCCCUGGCGCCCCGAGGCUGGUCAUCACCAACGGCAUGGUCAUCCCCAACUAUUCCUCCAGGACAGAGUAUGAGAAGCUCUUUGCCCUGGGGGUCACCAUGUACGGCCAGAUGACAGCUGGCAGCUACUGCUACAUCGGCCCCCAGGGAAUCGUCCACGGCACCGUGCUGACGGUGCUCAAUGCCGGGCGUCGGUACCUGGGCGUCGAGGACCUGGCUGGGAAGGUCUUCGUCACCUCGGGGCUGGGCGGGAUGAGUGGGGCUCAGGCCAAGGCGGCCGUCAUCCUGGGCUGCAUCGCAGUGAUCGCAGAGGUUGAUAAAGCAGCUCUUGUCAAACGUCACCAGCAAGGCUGGCUAAUGGAAGUGACUGACAGCUUGGACCAGUGCAUCCAGAGGCUCAGGGAAGCGAGAAAAAAGAAGGAGGUGCUCAGCCUCGGUUACCAUGGCAACGUGGUGGAUCUCUGGGAGCGCCUGGUCCAUGAACUGGACACCACAGGGGACCUCCUGGUGGACCUAGGUUCGGACCAGACGUCUUGCCACAACCCCUUCAACGGCGGCUACUACCCGGUGCAGCUGGGCUUCACAGAGGCUCAGAGGCUCAUGGCCUCCAACCCUGCUGAGUUCAAAGGCUUGGUCCAGGAGAGCCUGAGGAGGCACGUCUCGGCCAUCAACCGUCUGGCCCAGGAGAACUUCUUCUUUUGGGACUAUGGCAACGCCUUCCUCCUAGAGGCUCAGCGAGCAGGAGCAGAUGUGGAGAAGAAAGGGGCCAAUAAGACGGAAUUUCGCUACCCCUCCUACGUCCAGCACAUUAUGGGGGACAUAUUCUCCCAGGGAUUCGGGCCUUUCCGCUGGGUCUGCACAUCCGGGGACCCUGAGGACCUAGCUGUCACGGACCAGCUAGCCACAUCUGUGCUGGAGAAGGCCAUCGCUGAGGGAGCAACGACGGAGUCUGUGAAACUACAAUAUAUGGACAAUGUCCGCUGGAUCCGCGAGGCGGCCAAGCACCACCUGGUGGUGGGCUCCCAGGCACGGAUUCUCUACUCGGACCAGAAGGGCCGCGUGGCCAUCGCUGUGGCCAUUAAUCAGGCCAUCGCCAGCGGGAAGGUCAAGGCACCCGUGGUUCUGAGCCGUGACCACCACGACGUCAGUGGCACUGACAGCCCGUUUAGGGAGACCUCCAACAUUUAUGAUGGCUCUGCCUUCUGUGCAGACAUGGCCGUGCAGAAUUUCGUAGGAGACGCCUGUCGUGGAGCUACCUGGGUCGCGCUUCACAACGGAGGGGGCGUGGGCUGGUCAGCGUCUAGGGUCUUCCUGUGUCCUCUGAGAGCCUCGCUUGAAAGCAUGAUAUACCCAAAGCCAGACGUGGUGGUGCACACGUCUGUCAUCUCAGCAGCUUGGGAGGCUGAGGGGAGAGGUGAUCAAUGGGGGCUUCGGCCUUGUGCUGGAUGGGACCCCAGAGGCCGAGCAGAAAGCAAGAGCGAUGCUCAGCUGGGACGUCUCCAAUGGCGUGGCCCGGCGCUGCUGGUCGGGGAACCCAAAGGCCUAUGAGAUCAUCUGCCAGACGGUGCGGGAGAACGAUGGCUUGGAGGUGACGCUGCCCCAUCCGGUGGCAGAUGAGGGCACCCUGCAGCAGGCCCUGCGGCCCUGAGAGGGCGACACCCCAGCACCCCUUCCUCGGCCUGUCCCCACCCUCCCAGCCCCAGCGCCGGGUCUCCCCCUGCAUAUGUCCCCUCUGGGCCACAGGCUUGUGUCACCCUCUAGUGUCCUGGACUGGGGGACCAUGACCACUUCAUCACACAGACGAACCCGUCCAGGCCCAGAGAGGUGAAGCCAUUUGGCCAUGACCACACAGCUUGGCUGGGAGCCCAGGGAGGACAGGGUUACGGAAUGGACACCAGCGUGGGGCGUCCCCAACCGUGAACCCUGGCCAAACUGGUCACCAACCAGCUCCUUCGAACGCCCCUGGAGGUUUCUCUGGCUGAUUGUGUCAUCUGAUCUGCCACCACCCAUUUUUCUCCUUCUGUCUGUCUGUCCGGCCCUCAGUGCCCCAGGCUUGGGGACACACAGGUGGAGCCUCGGGAGAAGGACAGUAAAUAAAGGAAAAGACAGAGAA
This is a messenger RNA of Marmota monax (woodchuck), 3076 nucleotides long. RefSeq names its product urocanate hydratase 1 (gene Uroc1). The transcript has 21 exons. Bases 463 to 2511 code for a protein of 682 amino acids. The record is from RefSeq and is a predicted model, not a curated record. Gene Ontology annotation, biological process: L-histidine catabolic process. Gene Ontology annotation, molecular function: urocanate hydratase activity. Lineage: Eukaryota; Metazoa; Chordata; Mammalia; Rodentia; Sciuridae.